Messenger RNA from Aspergillus clavatus NRRL 1, 2013 nucleotides. RefSeq lists its product as uncharacterized. The record is from RefSeq and is a predicted model, not a curated record. The transcript is spliced from 2 exons. Bases 1 to 2013 code for a protein of 670 amino acids. Lineage: Eukaryota; Fungi; Ascomycota; Eurotiomycetes; Eurotiales; Aspergillaceae.
AUGGACCCUUCUGUGCGUUACCGGCCUGGGUCGCCGAGCGGCCACCGCAUGGUUGAUCCCAUGCGUGCCUCGACCGGAACGGUGCCAUUAAGCUCUUCUUACGGCCUCUACGAAUCAUCCGCUAGCCGUCUGGGAUACACUGGUUAUCCUUCAGAUGUCCCAUACAUGGGUGGCUACACUCCUCGAAUGUCGCACGAGCCCAGACUCGAGGUCCAGCCCAUUUCUUCUACCACAUACCGCGAUCCCGGCCACUCCACCAAGUUGAGGACCGAAUAUGCAAUCCGCCCGAGACCGCGCAGUAGUACCACUUCCGCUGCAGAUACCCAUCAUAGCCCCGCGCGGCUCGGCGUGCCUUCUCCCGUCAGUCGACACUCCCCCGUCGUCGCCACGAGCCACCGCCGGUCACCGAGUCCUCUACCAAACCACGGCCCCUACCUCGUUCCCGCAUCCUCUUCUCGCCACGGUCGGCAUCACAGUCGAUAUUACCCGAUGGACUACGCGAGUGAUACCGGUCGGAUUGAGCCGCACGACCGACGAAUGAAAAUCCGAAUGAGCCAUGGGGGCCACCGAGACUACGAUCACGGUCACCGUCCGCGCUAUCCAGCUCCAGGAGGCUUCCGGAAAGGGGAGGACAUCGAUGACUACGAUGCUUACUCUUACACGAACCCCAGAGAGCAGUUCGAGAAGGAAUCGGUUGCCCGGUUGAAUCAUGGCCGAUCGGCCUAUAGCAGCAGGGAGAGGCCGCUGAGCCUGACUGGGCCUGACGACCCUCAACUGCUUCCAAGGAAGGACCCUCGAGCCCUGGGCCCCCCACCCUCGCAUAGAGGGUUCGACAAGGUUGAUCGUGACGCGAGAUCCCGGCAGUCAGGAUAUGGAUCUGUCGGCAGCGAUGUGGAUCAAAGGGAACCACGGCGCAUGUCCUGGCAACAGAGAAGACCGGUCUCGGUGCAUCAGGACUACGAAGAUGGGCAUCUUCCCCACCGAGAUGACUACGAAGGCCGUCACCAUAAUACUCGCAGUCGGCGGCAUGACGAUGACCAGAGUAGCCGAAAAUCCUACGAGGAAAGAGUGCCCAAGAGACUUACCAGCUCUGCUGACUCUGUGGCGGCCGCACCGGCAACGGGGCUUGGGACUGCUGUUCUUGCUACGGGCUAUGGGGACGAUCUUGAUUAUGACCUCACGCCUCGAAGCGACCGCCACCGCUCCCAUGACCACGGCCAUGAUCACCACGACCAUGAUCGUCAUCGGCGCCGUCAUCGAUCACGGAGACCAUCGAGACGGAGAACCGAGAGUGAAUCCGAUGGUUACACAUCCGACGAGGACUUAAAGAACUACCGUCGGGAGCCCUCAGCAGUUCGACGACGCCCUGGAGCCUCCGACUCAUCCUCAACUGGUAGCAAAGACCAAGAGUUACAGCACCUGACUGUGGAAAGGGCCCAUCGGCGCCGAUCGUCGCACUCGCGGCACCGCGGAGAGAACGGGUCGUCGAGAAGAGAGACAAGCUCACGAGGAUCAGGCAGCAGCCAGGAAGAUCUCAAGCAGACCCCUCAGAAGGACUCCGAUGUGCCACCAAAGGGGAUCCUGAAGAAGCCGCGAGAGAAGUUUCCUGAAGAACCCAAUCCAAUCCGGGAAGGAGUAGCACCGUUGAAAGAUGCGGGCAAGAAAGGAAUCCCGCCCGGGGCGCGAUGGACUAAGAUCGACCGGCGACUGGUCAAUCCAGCGGCGCUGGAGGCCGGUAAUGAGCGCUAUGAGGAGCGACCCGAGUAUGUGAUUGUCCUGCGGGUGCUGAGCAAGGAGGAGAUCCAGGCGUACGCCGUCAAGACGCAGGAGAUCCGAGAUGCCCGCUACCAGGAAUAUCUACGAGAACGGCGCAAACGCAGAGAGGAGGACCGCCUCCAUGGUCGCAGGGAUGGCAGUUCCAGCGACGACGAAGAUGAAGAUGAUGAGCCACCCCGUCGACUUGAGGGACCGACGGCCGCAGGUCAAUUGACCGCGGAGCCUAACCGGGCAUGA